ACCGAAUCUCCAUUAAAUCGUUGAGAGAUACAAAGGGCUAUACACUUUAAGCAACUUUAAUUUUCAUAGAUUAUUCAAACAAUUAUGGUUGGUAGAUUCGACCAAACCCACCCUUCCCCUCCGGAGCAAGACGACUCCGACACCUCACCGGAAAACAGCGCCGACUCCCCGGUUUCCGGCACCGAUCACGACACCAAGAUCACCAAGGUUUCAUUUCCCAAACGAAGGAAAUCUGGUCAGAAAAGAGUGACGUCAGUCACAAUUAACGGCGGAGAAAUCAGCAUUCCGCCGGCGGAUUCUUGGGCGUGGAGGAAAUAUGGGCAAAAGCCGAUCAAAGGGUCUCCCCAUCCUAGAGGAUAUUACAAAUGUAGCAGUUCAAAAGCGUGUCCGGCGAGGAAACAAGUGGAGAAGAGUCGGUCGGAUCCGAACGUGUUACUGGUAACCUAUUUUUGCGAACACAACCACCCUCGGCCGGCCGCCAGGAAAGCCGCCGCGACGGCACCAGACGCGGCGGUUUCCGACGACACGAUGCGGCGAAGGGCUACAAGCGACCAUUCUAGUCAAUCAGAAGGCGAUUCCGGGGAAAGGGUCGCCGCCACAUGUCACAAAUCUCCCCUCGCCGCCGGCAAUGAGGUGGAUUGGUUCUUGAAUUUCGAGCCCGCUACACCGUUCGCCAUUCUCGACGAGAGUCCCAUGAUGACGCAAACUAAAGUUACCGACACCGACGACGUGCCGCCGCCACCGCCGCCGCCGCCGGCGGUCUUCCCAAACCGGGUAGAAGAAGACGAAUCCCUUUUCGCCGAUCUCGGGGAGCUGCCGGAAUUUUCCAGGGGAUUCCGGCGAGACUGGGGCGAGAGAUGACGCCGUGGUGUGGGGACCACAUAAACAACUAAAUGUGGGGCCCAAAACCUUGUCCUUAUUAUGCCCAACACGUAAUAUAGUACUCCCAAGGGGUUUUAGAAAAGGUGCAGUGCUUAACGUGCGCCGUAGGAUGCCUACCCAAAGAAUAGAAAAAGAAAGAAUUGGAAUUUCUAUUUUUAUUUGUUUGGGAUUUUUCUUAGGUUUUAGUGUUGGCCGUUGGGGCAGUAACAAUAACAAAGUCCAAUUGGAGGCAUUAUUUGGACUAAAUCUCAUUGUAAUUAGCAAAGAUUUGCAAUGGCUCCCAUUGGCGUAAUGGUGGGUCAUGGUUUUAUUUAGAAAAUUUAACCAUAUAUGUAUAUAUCUUAGUGAUAUGAAGGAAUAAAGUUUAGAAUUUAUUUUUGGUA
Molecule: messenger RNA, 1265 nt
Organism: Ipomoea nil (Japanese morning glory)
Lineage: Eukaryota; Viridiplantae; Streptophyta; Magnoliopsida; Solanales; Convolvulaceae
Product: probable WRKY transcription factor 65
Exons: 3
Coding region: 85-861 (258 amino acids)
Biological process (GO): regulation of DNA-templated transcription
Cellular component (GO): nucleus
Molecular function (GO): transcription cis-regulatory region binding; DNA-binding transcription factor activity
Source: RefSeq, a predicted model, not a curated record